AGUGCUUACCAUUUACUAUUUUUCUCCAUUAUUAUCGUGAGAAUGAUUAGAAAUGUGCAAACUGGAAAACAAAAUAUGGUGAACGGGGAAAAAAGGAAAAUAAGGUGAACUAAAACUAAGGCGAAUGGAAAUAUUAAAUAGUAAAAUUUUGACGGUCAAGAUUGUUUUAUUUUAAUCGUUUUGCACCCCUGUAGUGUAAUUAGGGUUUUGUAAAUUCGUUUCUUUUAUUGAGGGUGAGGCAUAUAGGUUUAGAGUUUUCAAGGUAGGGUUCGGCGAGUUCAUUUGUUUUGAGCAGGGUUGAAGCAGGGGUAGGUUUAGGGUUUCUCUCAGCAACCAUGGCCGAACAGACCGAGAAAGCCUUUCUGAAGCAGCCAAAGGUUUUUUUAUGUUCGAAGAAAUCUGGUAAGGGAAAGCGGCCUGGGAAAGGCGGGAAUAGGUUUUGGAAAAAUGUUGGUCUGGGAUUUAAAACACCCAAGGAAGCUAUACAAGGGACAUACAUUGACAAGAAAUGCCCAUUCACGGGCAAUGUAUCAAUUAGAGGCCGUAUAUUGACGGGUACGUGCCACAGUGCAAAAAUGAACAGAACAAUCAUUGUUCGCCGUAAUUAUCUUCACUUCGUCAAGAAGUAUCAAAGGUAUGAGAAGAGGCACUCAAACAUUCCCGCACACAUUUCACCCUGCUUCCGUGUAAAGGAAGGAGACCAUGUUAUAAUUGGGCAGUGCAGGUGGGAUGGAUUCUCUGUAUUGUUCAUUGUUAUUGAAACUGUUAAAAAAGAUAUUUUUAUUUAUUGUGGAGUGCUGAUUUUCUUUUGUGAGAUCUUGUAAAUAAAUCGUCUCUUUCUAUUUUCAGACCUUUGUCCAAGACUGUUAGAUUCAAUGUUCUGAAGGUGAUACCUGCGGGUAGUAGCAGUGGGACAGCAAAGAAAGGAUUUGCUGCAAUCUGAUUAUACCUAUAUUAAGACUAUGGCAUACAUUAUGAUUUUGUUAAGUAGUUCUAAGAAAGGCCUUAUGACAAUCUUUUGCGGAGAGGAAUAUUUGAUUCUAGUUUGUUCAAUAUUUUUUCUUGUUUAAUGUAAUUCCUAACAUUGUCGAGUGUAGGGAAGAAAUACAAUGCUGAUUGUUUUUAUGUUC
Molecule: messenger RNA, 1130 nt
Organism: Cryptomeria japonica (Japanese cedar)
Lineage: Eukaryota; Viridiplantae; Streptophyta; Pinopsida; Cupressales; Cupressaceae
Product: small ribosomal subunit protein uS17
Exons: 5
Coding region: 336-824 (162 amino acids)
Biological process (GO): translation
Cellular component (GO): cytosolic small ribosomal subunit; ribosome
Molecular function (GO): structural constituent of ribosome
Source: RefSeq, a predicted model, not a curated record